Messenger RNA from Symbiodinium sp. CCMP2456, 5043 nucleotides. The record is from the annotation of a GenBank genome assembly. NCBI's taxonomy places the organism in Eukaryota, Dinophyceae, Suessiales, Symbiodiniaceae.
AUGGAAAGAAACCUUCAGAUGCUGAAGAUCAUCAUCGAGCAUCGGAGAAACGAAAUCGUGCUUGCGGAAAUGAAUGGAGAUUGGGAGAAGAAAGCCGCUCUCGAAACGGAGGUCAAGGAUCUGAAGGUCCGUCAGGCCAGGUUGUCCUGCGCCCUUUGGGUUCAGCCAGAAGACCUUCCCAGCUCAAUGCAGCUGCUGGAAUCCGAAAAUCCUCAGCAGCUUCAGCAGGAAUUGGAGCUGCUGUUGGAGAAGCUCGGGCUGGUUCCGCCAAGACACGUCUUCGAUGCACGCGAGUUGGUCGCACCGACCUUGGAACAGGCACAAGCCAUCGCAGAGAUCAAGCAGGAGUCAGAACCAGCACCCGAACCUGCGCCCGCGGUGGUGCCUGCUUUGGCAUCAGUGGCACGAGAUGCAGAAAGUUUGCAGCAGCAGACGCUGCCAUUGACCGGGCUUCGGCUUCCGCUUAGACCUGCCCAAUCGGGAGAGGCCGACUCACCAUGUAGCAUCCCACCACGCAGCCCGGUGCAGAAGGGCCCACGUCCUCACACACCUCGACGGACGAGCUCCAAUCAGAAAGGAAAGGAGGGGAAAGGUGGAAGUGGAAAGGCUGGCGCAGACUUAUUCGGGAAAGGGACUGCUGCAGUCGCCGGGCCCAGUGGGCCAAACAAAGAUGCAAGCGCUGGACAGAGGUUCGUCGAAGUCCGUGAAGAGCCAGGAAGCCAUGAAGGAGCUGGCAGCCCAGGGAAGGCUUCCGUCAAGGGGCCACCAGGCAAAGGCAAAGGCGGCAAGAAGGGCCCGCCGAUGCCGAGCGAGGCAGUCGGCGCAGCUGACGGGAAGGGCAAAGGACAGAAAGGACCUGCACUCCCUGCCGGCAAGGGUGGCCGCAUUCGGAAGGUGACUCCCUUGGGGCGGCGAUUUCACUGGAAAGAACUGCCGGCUGACAAGCUGAAGGGCACCGUUUUUGACGACAUCCACGCUUCCAACAGCCUGGAAGUGCAGUUUGAUGGACUCAAAAACUACUUUGCAGACGAUGACGAAUUGGGAAAGGCUCCUGGUGCCUCGGCCUCGUCCACGAAGGACGACGGACCGAUCACCGUCUUCGAGACAUCACGCACGCAGAACAUCGCCAUCGUGCUUCGCGGCAUUUUUGGCCAGAUGCCAACCACGCAGGAGACCGAGGCGUUGGCCAUGGGCCUCGAGGCUGUAGACGCCGCAAGGGCCGGACCUGUUGCACACUGCCUGGACGCGGAGCGCACAUCAUUGCUUCCAACCGCGAUGCCAACUGCCGAGGAGGCUGCCCAGCUGCUUUCACACCCCGCGGAGCGCCUUCGUAACAUCGAGAGGCUGGUCUUGCCGCUGGCACGCCUGCCCCGCGCCAGACAGCGGGUGCGGGCAUUGCAUUUGUCUGCAAAUGCGGAGCGUGAUGCUGCGAUGCUACAGGGGCGGUUGGAUGCCCUGGGUGCUGCCUGCCAUGCUCUCCGCGGAUCUCUGGCACUGAGGCGCUUCUUGCGAACGGUUGCGAAGCUUGGAAGUUGGAUCAACUCCUCCGAUCCGGAGAUGGAGAAGGGCUUCGCUGUGUCUUCGGCGUUGGGAAAGCUGCGGCUUUUCCGGGCUCUGCGGAAGGACAAGGCGGUGUCCCUCUUGCACAUGGCCCUCCUGGCUGCGGCUGGCGGUGAGGUCGCCGUGCUCCAGGGCCUUUGCUCCAGCUUCGCUUUGGAGUUGGAGGCCUUGGAACCUGCUGCUCGCGAGGACCUGGCAGACCUUGACAAGGCCAUUCAGCAGUUCGCGGCAGAGGAGGCAUGGCUCCUAGCAGAAGCAGACGAUCCAGCCAAUUCCAUAGCCGUGCGGGCGAAGCUCCGGGCCAUACACCAGGAACUCGUGCUUCCUGCCCGCCACCAGCUUCAGAGCGCCUGGGCGGCCCUCCGAAUCGACCUGGGCGUCACGCUUCGCUACUUUGCUGAGGCAGAGGCGCCAACCUUCGAAGCAGCCGCAGAGCAGCUGUUUCAGACCCUGCACGCAUUUCAGAAGGAUGUGGCCACUGCAUCGUCGGAGAUUCUUUCCCAGCCUCGCCGAUUCCUGAAGGCUUACGCAGCCGGUGGGCACGAGCCAGAGGAACAGGACACAGCCACUGGCAAAAACAAGAUUCAGCCUCGGAGCUCCUCCGUGCCUAGCGUGUCAAAGGCCGGGCGACAGUUGCGGAAACUCUCGUCUUUGGCAGAUCGUGUGGCCCAGCAGAACUCCACCAGCAACGCGGCAUUAGCUGGCAAUGGCGGCUCUUGCAAGGUGCAACCGGCACUGCUGACGGAGGCAAAUGGGCUGUGUCCAGACCAGUGGUGGCCGCAGCUGUGGUCGAAGUACAGUGAGCUCCAGAAGGCCGAGGUUUUGGGCGGCCUCCUGUGGCAGCUCGCUCCUUCCCAUCGCUGUUCCCGGCAAAGCCUCUACGAACUGGAGGAGCUGGCAAAACGCCUGCCUAGAAAUGUUCUGCACAUCUUCGAGUUCCGGCAUAGCUCCUGGUACGGUGCCCACCGGGACGACGUAGUAAAUCUGUUGCGUAGGUGGGGCCUUUGCUUGGCCUGGAUCCACAUCCAAAACUCGGAUGGUUGGUGUGGCGAUCUUGAAGACGGCUGGCCAAGCCUGGCUCGCACUUGUAACUCUGCAUAUUUGCGGCUUUUUGGUACCAAACAGAAGGCGAUCGGCCGGUAUGGAGAGGAGAUGAUCCGGGAGACUAUCCUGCCCAUGGUGCAAGGCCCUGGUGCUCCUACUGAUUCCUUUGUCGUUUUUGCACAAGCCGAUGUGCCGGAUCAUGCAAAAGCAGAUGCGGCCUUCAUGGUAGAGCUCCUGGGCCGAACCGACUCACAGCCGGGCAGAAGCGCACGAUGGGAGCGUGACGUCCUCGUGGCAACCCUUGGACUCGGUGUUGGCAUGCAGGUCACCGGCGUGGUUCAGCGCAUCACGCACCGAACGGUCUUUGUGGACAUUGGCCGCUCUUGCCGAGCAUUUCUUGAUGCCAACCAUGCACGCCGGGCAGGCUUACUCGAAAGCUUGCGCAUCGGCACACAUGUAGAGGGCCUCGAAGUCCAGCAUCUGGACUUCCAAGGGGAGUGGGGCAUCGUCGGCCUCUCAUGUCACAAAGCGUUCGUCAGCUUGGGGGCUGCAGAGGAGGAAGCCCGGGCAUCGGCCCCAGCCGAAGCGGAGAUUGCGGAGAUCGAGGAUCCCAACCAAACGGCCAAACGGAGCCGAUGGUUGCGGCAAGGCACCGGUGAAUCUUCGGAUGCGUUCUGUAGUGAAGCCGGUGCCAGUCCUGCCGCCGUCGCAGUAGCAGCCCUGGCAGAGGAGGAGCAUGCACAGCAUGCACCACGUCAGCGCCAACGUUGGGCGCAUCGGACUUUCGAAGGACUGGCUGAAAUUGGCAAGACCUCCGGAAGUCGCCAUGUGGUGCAGACACCCGUGGAGGAGCUUGAAGAGCAGGCUCGCGUGAAACGGAUGGCAGCCAGGGCAAAGCGAGACGAGCGCACAAGCCGCUGGGCACGCGCCCUCGUCGAGAAGGCGAUUGACCAACAGCAGGUCGCAGAGGCCAAGAAGAAGAUCGAGUCUAAGGCUAAGGUGGCCUCUCAGCGAACCUCUGCGAAGCGCAGCCGCAGCGAAGGCCCUGCGCCACGCACGCGGCGAGAGGUGGCACUGGCUGAGUGCAGCCGUGCCGAGACAAAGAAGGCACAGGAAGAAACCAUGAGUCGGGCCGAGCGCCGCAAGGGUGCAGGCAAGGAGUCGGAUGAGGUCCCUGGCGACUGGACACCCAAUCUCUGGUCAUCGGGGCAGGUGCUGCCUGGCGAACCUGGGAAUGGCCCCAUGGCGGUCAGCACCGAUGAGUUCUUGCUGAUGCAGCUAGAGCAGCGUGAGGGAGAAGAAACGCAAUGCGACGAGAAGAACUUCGAGACGUUUGGUGAAGUUUCGUACCAACAAGGUGAUUGGAAUGCUGAACAGAUGUUCAUGAGCGAGCGUGUGGUGACAAGAAAGAGGGUCUGGAGGGCUGGCGCGUUGCCCUCACCCCUCGAGCCCGGAGUCGUCAAAGUGGGGCGAAACAAGAUGGGCGCUUUAGCCUCCACAUCUCCACUUAGCCACACCCGCGCAAGCUACCCACAGCCAGUGGAUGACGAGGCCGAAGACGCGGAGAAUUCAGAGCAGGCGGAGAGUGUGGCCGAGGAGGCCGUUAUGCUUGCCGAUGUCGCCGACCAGGACUCGCAAGAAGUGGCGGCCGAGGAGCACGCUGAGGAGGACGAGGAAGAAGACUGGCAGGUUCUGCAGUCAAUGCGAGAGGAGUUGGAGGAAGCUUGGGAGGACGAACUGGAGCAGGAGGGCCUGGAUGCGGAUGACCACCCAUUGCCAUCGACUGCAAAGGCGGCACCCACGUCCAGCUUCCAAGCCUGGGUGCCGCGACUGCGCGUCAGCUCCAGCUCGUCGUGGGCCGAUGCUACGGACGAAAUUCAGGAUUCCGAUGUGGCGGAGGACAGCCGAGAUGCUCCCAAGGGCAACGACGAUACAUUUCUGGAAGAGGAAGGCCAAGCUGUCGAAACCGUGAGGGAGGCUACUGGAGAAGAUGAGCCGUGCCUGGAGCACCCCCUGGAGCACCCGCUCGACGAAGAGGGUGUUGAAGAGGCCCCUCUCGACCUGCCGGAUCGGCGCGGAACUUUCUCAGAGUCUCCUUCGGCAGACGAAGCACCCCAGUCUGCACCCGUGCCACAAAAGUCGCAUUCAGAGUACGGCUUCACCAGAAGCAUCACCGACAAGGACGAGGAUGGCGGGCUCCGCCGAGGCUGGAGAGGUCGAAGCAAGCCGGAGAUUCCCAGCGCAAGCCUCGAGGAUAGCCGACCAGAAGCAGCAGAUGAUAGCAGUGAGGACGAGACGAUCCUUGCCACCCAGCUGCUGGCAGAAGCCGAGGCUUCCGACGCAAAUCCGGAUCGGGCUCGCCACACCGCUCGCUGCGUGCUGUGCGGCAUGGCCUACUCUCUGAAUCUGGGCUGUGACACUGUGGUCUGGUCCGGUUGA